Dictyostelium discoideum AX4 is the source of this 2658-nucleotide messenger RNA. Its product is annotated as beta-lactamase family protein. NCBI's taxonomy places the organism in Eukaryota, Evosea, Eumycetozoa, Dictyosteliales, Dictyosteliaceae. Gene Ontology annotation, cellular component: mitochondrion. The record is from RefSeq and is a predicted model, not a curated record. Gene Ontology annotation, molecular function: 3'-tRNA processing endoribonuclease activity. The coding region runs from base 1 to 2658 and encodes 885 amino acids. The transcript has a single exon.
AUGGGAGGGAAUUAUGCAUUAGGUGUUUCAUUUGUUGAAACUAUAUUUAAUGGUUCAAAUUUAUCAUGUACAUAUGUAUUUUCAGAAAUUGGUGAUAGAUAUUUAAUUGAUCCAUCAGAAUCAACAUUAAGAUCAUUACUUGGUAAAGAUGGUUUAUCAUUUAAUAAAACACGUAAAAUUUUAUUAACAUCACUUGAUUGGAAAGAUAUUGGUGGUAUUUUUGGUAUAGGUUUAUCAUUUACAACAUUUCCAACCAACACUCAAAUAUAUGGACCACCUGGAAUUAAAAAACUAUUUAAAAUAUCAAGAUGUUUUCAAUAUAUUAAAAACCUUGAGAUUAUAGAGUUUUCAGAUAGUGAAAAUUAUAUGAUUGAGGAUGGAGUAUUCAAAGUUAUAGCAAUACCAUUCUUAACACCAGAACAUAGAAAACGACAACAAUUACAAAAACAAUUACAACAAUCACAUAAACCACAAAGACAACACCAAAAACGAAAGCAACAACAACAACAACAACAACAACAAGAAGAAGAAUCAAGUAUAGUUAGUGAACCAACAGAUGAAAAGAUAUGUUACAUUUUCCAUUCUAAAAAAAUGAUGGGUAGAUUCGAUAGUAAUAAAGCAAGAGAUUUAAAAAUUACCAAACAAUCAAAGAUUCAACAAUUGGUCGCACAGAGAAAACCAGUUAUGAAUGAAGAUCGUGAAAAUCCAAGAAUGGUAUAUCCAGAGGAACUACUUACCAAACCAUCACCAGGUACAUCAUUUGCAUAUAUUAAUUGUCCAUCAGAGGAGUAUUUCCAAGAUUUAUUUAAUAAUCCAGCUUGGGAUUCAAUUAAAGAUGGUACAAAACCAUUGACUGCCAUCUAUCAUAAGACUGCACCACAUAUAAUGGAGAAUCCAAAAUAUUUGGAAUUCAUUGAAUCGAUUAGUCAUGUAUCCACCAAAAAUAACUACACCAAAUUCUAUGGAAAACUUAAAGAUAUUAAUGAUGAGGAGAAAUCAAUCACUGAAGAGGAUGGUAGUGUUAUGUAUGGUUCAACUAAACAUAUAUUGUUACAUAAAGAAUUCACAGAAAUUCAAGAUGUCCUUAAACUUUGUGACCUCUUUAGAAGUAGAUUAAAGAUUUUGAUACCCUCAUUAUCAAUCCAUAAAACCGAUUCCCCAAAAUGGGAGCCAACUUCAAUCAAUUCCUUAGAGAAUAUAAAGAAAUCAACCAUUUUCAAUUCAAUCAUUCCAGCUAGAAAUUCAUUUAGAGUCAUAAUGACACCAACACAAUUCCGUGGUGCACCAAUAUUGGCUCAAGAUAUUAUAAGUCACCAAGAUGAAUUACAACUUCAACAUGAUGAUUAUUUCUUGAAAGGUGAGGGUGAAAAACAAACUAAAACAAUGUUGGAUCUCGAUAGACAUUUGGAAUCAUUGGUAAAGAAUAAACCAGCUAGUAAAUAUCCAAAAACUUUAUUCCUUGGUACUGCCUCAUCCGUUCCUUCAGAACAUAGAAAUGUUACAGGUAUUCUCAUUAGUAGUAGUGAGAAUAAUCAUUUCAUAUUGGAUUGUGGUGAAUCAACUCUAAUUCAAAUGGAGAGAUACUUUGGUAGAGUCGAUUUGCAAAAGAUUUUAAUUGACACCAAAAUGAUUUGGAUAUCACAUUUACAUGCUGAUCAUCAUUUGGGUUUAAUAUCAAUUGUCAAAGCAAGGGAUGAAGCAUUGAGCAAAUUAAGUGAAGAAGAGAGAAGUAAACAUUCACCAAUGCUUGUGGUUUCACAUUCAUCCUACAUCAAUUGGAUCACUCAAUAUCGUGAAAGUUUUGAUCCAUCUCUUUCAUUUGUAACUCAAAGCAUUGGUUCGGGUGGUCAAAAUAUGGUACAAGUUUGUGAAACCCUUGGAAUUAGUUCAUUCACAAAUGUACCAGUAAUACAUGCACCAAAUGCCUAUGGUUGUGUCAUUGAUUUCAAUGAUGGCUUUAGAUUAACUUUCUCUGGUGAUACUAGACCUUGCCAACUUUUAGAGAAAGCUGGUGCAGAUUCUGAUCUCUUAAUUCACGAAUCAACCUUUGCCAACGAUGAAAAAGACCAAGCUUACCUAAAACGUCAUUCAACUUUAGAUGAAACUUUAAAUGUAUCCUACAAUAUGAGAGCUAGAAAAACGAUCGUAACUCAUUUCUCACAACGUUAUCAAAAUACAAUUCGUUGUGGUUUUGGUAAAGUACCAUAUGGUGUUGCUUAUGAUUUAAUUAGAUUCUCACCUUAUCAAGCAGAUUUACUCUAUAAUGUAAAGGAUAUAUUGGAUGGUUAUUAUCAAGAAUUAAAUAUUUCAAGAUUAAAAGAAAGAGAAAUUAUCGUUAAUUAUCUUCCAAAAUCAAAAUUCAAAUCACCAUUCUCUCAAGAUAAUAUUAGAUCAGUCAUUAAUGAAUAUAAAAUCGCAAAAGCUGCUAUUAGUCAAAAAGAUAAUGAUAUUAAUUUAAUUUCGGAAAAUGAAUCUAAAGUCUCAUUAUUUGAUGAUACUACUAAACCUCUCAAAUCUAUUAAUGGUUCAUCUUUUACCACCUCCACCACUUCAUUUAACAACAUUUUAACUAAAUCAAAGAAAUUAAACUUUUCAUCUUCAAAAACUGCUUUUUUACAAAAUAUAACACUAAAAUCAAUUUUAAUGUUAAAAAAAUAA